This is a messenger RNA of Boleophthalmus pectinirostris (great blue-spotted mudskipper), 2101 nucleotides long. RefSeq names its product Fas ligand (TNF superfamily, member 6) (gene faslg). Gene Ontology annotation, biological process: positive regulation of canonical NF-kappaB signal transduction; immune response; extrinsic apoptotic signaling pathway via death domain receptors. Gene Ontology annotation, cellular component: membrane. Gene Ontology annotation, molecular function: tumor necrosis factor receptor binding. NCBI's taxonomy places the organism in Eukaryota, Metazoa, Chordata, Actinopteri, Gobiiformes, Gobiidae. The coding region runs from base 252 to 920 and encodes 222 amino acids. The transcript has 5 exons. The record is from RefSeq and is a predicted model, not a curated record.
AGAUAUCCUGUGUGUGUAAAAGCGAGACCAACGUGUGCCACACAGGGGGGGUAUCUACUGGGGCUUGACUGUUACUCCUCUUCAGAUGAAGAAGACAAUCCAGGAUAACCCAAGUCAAUAAUGUCACAGUGUUCAUUGUGGAUGGUGGGGGGCAUCCUAGCCCACAUGGCGCUCCUCCAAAGCUGAUACCCUGCUGGUCCUUCCCUCAAGCUCAUGAAACAGUGAGGAGACCUGCGAGAAGUCGUGGCUGUAUGGGGGUCAGCUCCAGACUGGUCUGGGUGGUACUACUGUUGUUUGCACUGGUGUUUGCAAGCCUGGGGCUAGGAGUUGUGUGGACCGUGAACUUGCAAAAACAGUUGAAAGACAUGAAAAAGAUGGUCCAAGGGCUGAACAGAAGCACAGAGAACAUGAUCAAUGCACCACAGAUGCAAAUAGGCUUGAAUGAGCCUCCACUGAAAGAAGAUAAAAAAGUGGAUGAAGAGAGACCAGCAGCUCAUGUUAUUUGGGAUCAUAAAAACGGUGCCAUCCAAAAGACAUUAAGAUGGGAUCCAAAUGUGGGCCGGGCGUUCACCACUGGAGGAGUGUCCUACAGAGAGGAGGAUAGUGCUCUGCAGGUGAAUCAAACAGGACUGUAUUACAUUUACUCCAGAGUGGAGCUUCUCUUCGGAACCUGCUUCUCCACAUUCUUCUUUGAGCACACUGUGUUUGUGAGGAGAUCCAGCCGCAAUUCACCUUUGACCCUAAUGAAGGCCCACAGAAAGGGUUUCUGCCCCUCAAAACAGGGGGCUUGGAACACUGACAGCUUCCUUGGCUCUGCUUUACAGCUGCAAAAGGAUGACAGAGUAUUAGUGAAUGUGUCAGACCCACAUUUACUUAGUCAUGAACAUUAUACCAACUUCUUUGGACUCUACAAGAUCUGAUGGUCAGCUUCAAGAGUGAUCAUUUAAUUAAUUAAUGACUUUAGGAUGGACAGAUUUCUGUGAAAUAAAGGAGAGUAGAGUCUGGAGAAAAUUAAUAUAUAUGUUGUAUACAUUUAAAAAUGGAAAUUGAGAGUUAGAUUUGUUUGUAAACACUAAUAAUAUUGUAGCAUAUUAUAUUUAUUUUGCAAAUGUUUCUGUGCUAUAAUCUUAUUUAAAACUUCUUUAGCCGUCCCUCGUUUUAUUUCAUGUUCUGUUGUUUUUGUUACAUCUAGAGUUGUCACAAAAUGAAAUGUGUUACAAAACAAAUCUGUAAAUGCCAAAAACGUUUGGCUUUUAUUAUUUACAGCUUCCACAGUUGCACAUCUUAAUCAGCACAUUUUUGUAGAUUAGGGGUUUCAAGAUUGGUGUGCAACCCACAUGAAUACUGACUGUUCCUGUGUAGCGCUGCUCUUCUCGUCACCUCAGGUGCAGCUGGGCAUGGAGCCACAGAGCCACACGGAGCCGCAGGGAGCCACAGAGCCACACAGAGGGCCCCGAGCUCUGGCUAUGACGUGCUCUUCCUUCCUGUGUGAACAUUCAGGGGUCCUGGAAAGCAACGUUCUCUUUCAACUUCACUUUUGAUCUGAAGAAAGGUCCUGCAAAUGCACAGAAGGACUGGCAAUCAGAAUGAAUAAAUUAGGAUUUAUAUAUUUUUUAACCCUUGUAACAGUUUUCAUUGUUUUUCAUAAUUUUUCAUAUUCAAGAUAUGAUUUUUGUUAUAAACCUUUUUCAGAUUUGCUAUGCCAGUGUAGGCUUACUGUUUGUGGGUCACCAAUUGCCUUUUAAGUCCAGAAUGAUAUCUCUGUGUUUUGUAUACAGUAAAGUAAUGGAGAAGUCUGUAUUAUGGAUCUCAGGUAAGGGCACCAACAGUAUUGGGAACGCAUUUACACCACUCCUUUGGACUCUUUUUGAUUAUUAUUCAGACUUAUUCAAACUUUUUUGUUGGCCUAAAUGUGUUUACAGAGGCUCCCUUCCACCAAACAACAUCAUAUAUCAGGGAAAUAAAAGUCAUGAUUUCUUGUUAAUUAAGUCUGCAGCUCCUCCACAACCCCUCAAUAAGAAUUUGAACUUUAACCUAAAACAUUUAAAAAAUGUAUUAAGUUAGUUGUAAAAGGCAUCUAGCAUCUAGUGGAGUUAUUUGA